AUGUCCCAGCGAUGUGACGUCCAGAGGGGAACACUAACGCAGCUUGACUCUGUAGGGACGCGCAAUCUGGCCUUCGCUGUCCCCGCGAACACCUCCGACACCGCUGCCGCGAUGAGCUACACCCAGGACCGCGCGCACUCCUCCGCGCUCCUCGGGUCCCUCCUGUCGGGGCAGCAAGCCCUGCAGCAGUCCUCUGCCGCCUCCUCCUCCUCCUCCUCUUCCUCUACUUCCUCCUCCUCCAAGGACCCCGCGGACACGGCCUCGCUCCUCUCGACGGCCAGCUCGACUGCGGCGCUGCUCCCGCGCACCGAGAAGACGCCGUCGCCGGGCGCCGCCGAGAAGGCGCUGUCGCGCGCCGCGUGGAAGAGCCAGGUCCGGAUGACGUUCUAG
Durotheca rogersii is the source of this 390-nucleotide messenger RNA. RefSeq lists its product as uncharacterized. The record is from RefSeq and is a predicted model, not a curated record. The transcript is spliced from 2 exons. The coding region runs from base 1 to 390 and encodes 129 amino acids. NCBI's taxonomy places the organism in Eukaryota, Fungi, Ascomycota, Sordariomycetes, Xylariales, Xylariaceae.